ACGCGCCGAGUGCAUCACCCUCGAUGAGAGCGUCCUGCGAGAAACUUGACAAGUAAAUAAAUAGUGACUGACCACGAUUUUCGUGGUAACCAUCUAAUUUAUUUUUUUUCGACAAUCGCGAUAUUUCAGUUAGUGUGAUAUUUAGGGCACUUUGACCAGUGCCUGAAUUUCAGACAGCGCGUCACCGAUCCGUCAACUCCCUAUUUUCAACUGGACGUUACAAAGAAUCAAAGAUGAGCCAACCCGGAGACGUCAAGACGACGGAAAAGAGCACGGACAAAAAAGAGAUCGCUCACGAAGAGGAGGAAAGAGAGAAGAUGCUGAACGCGGAGAACACGAGGCAAGACACCCCCGAGACGCAAGAGAACGCCGAGGAGCAACGGCCGAGGAAAAAGAUACCAAUCGGGGGAAUAAAAAUGCCGGGAUUUUGCCGGACCAAGAGCAAGGAGCCCUGUAAGGACGACGAGAGCAAACCCACGGAAUCGGUGAACCUGGAAAUUCCGAAAAAGAGUACAGACUCGCAGCCGCCAACCUCUGAGAAACCCACGACUCCGGCCAAAGAGGCUAAGAAUGCCAAGGAUGCCAAGGAUGUUAAAGAGGGAAAGGAGAAGGAGGGACGUCGUGGUAUACUCGACGCCAUACGGCUUCCGCUGGUGUCUGUGUUUCCGCGGAAGAAAAACAAUGAAGGGUGCGACGCAGAACGUGGAAGCACCGGAGUUGCUGGCUUGGCAAGUGUCGAGACACUCGACGAGGGGGUUGCUGUUGGUGAAAAAACAGCCACGAGCAACGACGACGGCAUGGAGACGGUACGCCUUGACAAAGAUGGUACCGAGCCAGCGGCACCAUCGCCGAAACAACACGUUAUUCUAGCUUUCUUAUCGAUGGCGAGAAGGAACUUGUUUGUGACAGUUGGCACGCUGCUUAUUCUUCUCUUGAUGAUAAUAAUCUUGGGUAUCGCCUGCGCUGGUCCACGUUAUGAGCCCACUGCUCUACUGCGUGAUUCGCGAUUCAUUUCGGCUGUUACGUCCUGCGGUCCCGUCGAAGGUGUCCUGGAAGACGGUGCAUACGCUUUCCGGGGAAUACCGUAUGCCAUACCACCCGUUGACACUCGUAGAUGGUUGCCAGCAGAAAAUCUUGAGCGAAUCGAAAAUUGUUGGACGGGUACUUACGCGGCCCAUAACGCCUCGGAGAAGUGCUGGCAGUAUGAUGCCUCAGGUCGCGCCGACGGCGUCGAGGAUUGCCUAUAUUUGGACGUGUUCACUCCGGACGUGCGGUAUCAUUCUCCGUUACCUGUCGUCGUGAUGAUCGGUGCUGAAACUCUCAGUGGCACUUCACCGGGUGUGAUGCAAGCCUCGGCUAAACUUGCCAGAGACCGGGACAUAGUUUUCGUUCGACCCAACUUCAGACUGGGAAUUUUCGGAUUCCUCGCGGCCGAGCCGUUGACGCGAUCAACCCACCCACCGACAUCUGGAAAUUACGGUCUCUCUGAUGUGGUUGCGGCUUUGAACUGGGUAAAACUGAACAUCGAGCAUUUCGGGGGUAACAAGUCAUCGGUGACGUUGUGGGGUCACCGGGCUGGGGGAACCCUAGUGACGACGCUUGUCGGUUCACCGCGGACCAAGGGUCUCUUUGCUCGCGCCUGGGUGUCAAGCGGUAGUGCGAUAUUCCCAGGCAAGCCGCUAUCCGAAGCUGAACAAGUAAAUGACCAAUUUAUCAAGUCGGUGAGAUGUACGGACGCAGCCUGCCUCAGACAGAAGAGCGCCGAGGAGCUUAUGAAUGCUGUACCCACGACCUGGUACCUUACCGACACGAAACUUCCUGAGCCACGAGAAACCACGAUGGAGCGUAGGCACGAGUGGCUCGUCCUGGACAACGUGAUCCUGCGUGAGCACGUUGGCCAGGCAUGGGCGGGAACGACUCUCCCAGUUAGUCUCGUUAUGGGUACAACCGCUCAGGCUGGCACCCCGGCGCAGUUCCUGGCUCCUAACGCAACCCUGAACGCGAGUGAAGCGGAGAAGAUGGUUCGUGAGUCGCUCCUAGGUACUAUGGGUCUCGCUGACGAAGCGCUACGUCGGUAUAAUCCGACUCUUGAGGGCAUUGCAACGAUGAUCUCAGACAUACGAGUGGUUUGUCCUCUUCUGACGGUCGCUCUGCAACAGUCGACCAUCCCAUUUUACGUUGUUACUCAGCCUCGCGGUGUUGCGGGACUUGCCGACGUCGACAGUGACGCGGCCGCGAUUCUGGGUACCUACGCAGCUAGAACAUCCGAAGAGAAGAGACACGUCACGGCGAUGCAGCAGUUUUUCAAUCACUAUGUAUGGCACGGGGAGGUCGCCCAGGCCACUUCCAAUCUCAAAUCAAGCAAAACUUUCGUUGUCGGUCAAGAUGUCCUCCCAGUACAGAGUUAUCAAAAUUGUGAUUUUUGGAUAAGCAAAGACAUUGUCCCGAGAUACGCGAGGGCCGAUUAAAUAGGUCUAUAAUCCACAGAUACUCACUGAAAUCUUUUGGAUAAAUUUACCCGUAACAUAGAUACGUUAGUUUACAUUUCCUUGCUAUUGAUGAUUGCAAGGCUGAUUGAUUUCACUUAUUAUUAAGUAAGGGUUACCCUGCAAAUGUACCUAUAAGAAGUAAGAGCCGUAGAAGCUUGCCAAAUUUGUUGACAUUUGUUGUAACAACGAUAUAACAUACCUAUACAUACCAUAAUCCAACAAAAAAAAUUGGAACAAAUUAAAUAUGCAAGUAUACCGUGAUGAAAUACAUAUUUUUACUAUUCUGAAACAUAAUUAAGAACAGGAAGAUCGCGUCUGAUUUUACAGAUGCGGAAAAUGUAUUUUAUUACGGCUUCCUCCCAUAUAUAAUUUUUUUCGAUUUAUUUUUAAAAAAACCUAGUCUCAAAGUGAAUAACUUUUACAAUUUUUAAUAUUUUUGGUUCAUAAUGGGUGUGUACGUCAGUGUACAACAUUCUGAAAAUUAAAGUGUCAGAUUAUUGAUACCCAAUUUUUCAUCAAAGUAGAAAGUCAACGAGCCCCAAGUUACUUUUUCUUUUUUUUUUUUGGGUUAUUUGGUUGGGCAAAUAAUAUUUAUAGUUCCGAGUAAAUUUGGCAAGCUUCUAUGGCCAUUACUUUUUACAGGUACAUUUGAAGAGUAAGCCCCUUUCAUAAAGUGUUUCUGUACCAGUGGACAGUGUGACACUUGUUAGCAAUAGUUCAUGAACAAAAUUACCUGUGUGGGUAAACUAAUCGAAUUUGCGAAUGAACAAGGUGAGUUAAAUCACUUGGUAUAUAAUCCUACUUGCGCUUUAUUUAUAUGGUAAUUAAUUUAAUAACCUCGUGCAGUAUAAAAUUAUCUACCUAAGCAGGGGUAAUUUGACAUAUCCAAGGAGCGCAAUGGGGCGUUCUGCUAACUACAUGCAUAAAAUUGCUAAAUACUCAGAGAUUAUUUCUCUUUUCUAUUAUCAUUAUCGUUAUUUAUUGAAAAAAAACGCGUUUUCUUAAUUUCCUUUUCACUUGGUGUAAGUAAACCCUGUCAGUGAGGGACGAUAUUGUCAUAAAAUUGGCGCGUGUACUAUAACUCACGAGUCAUGCAAUGUCGCGGUAAGACCAUGAGUAAUAAGUGUCAAUGUGUAAAUGUCAAUGAAAUUGUAAUAUAUUAUGUCAUUAGGGUGAAGACAGCGUAACUUAGGGCGACAGUAUAAGUGACAAUGACAUUGGUUAUUAUAUUAUUGUGAGGAUUAAGGGUAGGUAGGCAGGUACCAGAGUGGGACAACCGUGGGUUGUUGUUGAUUGUCCAUUUCAAAUAAAUGUAUCAACUGCUUUACCGACACACAUGCAGCCGGCUUUAUAUUCAAAGGGCGGUUCGGUAAGUGCGUUGCAGCUAUAGUUUGAUUUACAUAAAUUUGGUGCGACCAAACAUCAAGUAUGAACGAGCAUUCAGAGAUAAUGCCCUCUAGAGUUUGUAUGUAGGUUCGGUCAGGUCAGAAUGGUAGUACAUAUCUGUGUGAAGAAUUGUACAAGCGCUCGAAAGUAGGAUGACUGAGAGAAUAGUCUGAUGAUGAGGUUUGAACCGAGGUUGGUCUAUUACCAUUUCCGAUGAAGAUAAUUAUAUAUUACCGUAUGGUAUAACCUUAUGGUCAACUUGUUCAAAUAUUAAGUAUCUGCUAGUGUACAGAUGGCCUAUUUAGUUUUGGGUUCUUGGGUAAUUUGAAAAUUUUUUUGAAAAAUACCAUGCUGAAACUAUUAAACUUGACUUUUGAUGAACUUAAAAUACGCAGCAAUCCUCAUCUUCUCGGUAUGACUUCACUUUUUGUGAUGUCAGGUCCGACUUUACUAAAUAGACAAACUGUACUUGGUGCACAGUUUUUGAAAAGUAGCUUUUUUACUUAAAUUGUUGAUCCGAAUUUUUUAUAUACGCAUGGGAAGGCAUUUGUAUUUUCAGCGGUAUAUCGUAGUCUACUUCAAACUUCAAGUGGCUAGAAAUAAAUAACCUUACAAUAUAAAAUACUCAACCAUGGAUGAGAAGUACCCGUAAGUUGCAUAGUCUUAUUUUAAGGUGUAUCAAUUUUGACGUACAAGUUUUACAUGACUGAUAUGGUGGCGUGAGGUUUAAUGGUCAUCUCUCUUAAAUUUUUCUCAACCUUGUAUAUUAAUAGUCUUUGUGUCAGACAAUUUUUCCAACAAUGGGCAAUUCAUUAAAUUGUUGCCAAUAUAAAAUGUGUGCAUAGUUGUUCUCGUUCAAAAACGCAUUACUCUGUCGUUAAUCACGCCAAAUGAUGAAAUUUUUUUUUGCCCAUUUUCAAUAAAUUCAAUCACAAACGAAGAAACAAAGUAGAUGAUACUAAAAACAGACGAUUGUUUGAAAAUAUUUAAAACAUGGCUCCAGGUGCUCAAAAAUUUUCAAUACUGGUGACAUGUAUUUCAAAGUAAACGAAAUAAUGUUCAUGAGGUGACUGACGAAUGACAAGUAGCAUGAGGUCUCUUCAAAUUGACUCAAUAAUUGCCAAAUUUUGUAGUUUUUCUACAUGUGUGGGCCAAUUAAGAUAUACAUGUGUGUAUAUAUAUAAGCACUAAAUUAGCAGUAGUAUAUACACACACAUACAUACGCAGAGACACACACACCCGUUUUAGUAUAUAUAUAUGAAACAGAGUUUUUAUGAAACUCGAAGACUUGCUAAUUUUUAACGCGUUUUGAGUCCAUUUUAUAAGUUUUUUUUUUACUAUAUAUAAGUACGUAUUGAUUUUACACAAAAGUAUACAUCAUCGUUCUAUCUGUAGCAAUCUUGCAUUGCACUGCAAUGUGAAGUACUCUAGAUGUAUUUUUCAAUAAAUUAGGUCCAUGAACAAUAACUUCAAAUAAAUGAAAUGUGAUAUACUGAUAUUUCAAAUGCAACUUUAUACAUGUAACAUAAUGUUCAAACUAUCCAAACACAUUUCUUUUCGAAAAUGCUUUUGAUCACGCAAGUUGGAAAUUGUUCCAUCGUAAAUGAAUAGCUCUGAAGCUGAUAUUAUUGACUGAUAUUGCGUUUUUCAAAUUAACAUAUAACGAUGGUAAAACAUGUAUUGUAUACAUGUCGCACGCCAACUUUAUAACGAUAGAUUUAAAUUAUUACAUAGGUAUAUAUUUCAGUACUGUAUCUGAUGUACCAAUAAUAAACAGUGAGACUUCAAAACCCAAAUUGUAAAUUGAAUUCGUUAAUAAAUUCGAUAGUAAUGUGGGCGAAAAAAUCUGUUCAAAAGAUUAAUUGUUAAAUUACGUUUAGUUCGAGGAAUGAAAAGUGCAACAAAAUUCAAGAUUUUUCUUUUAUUAUGAAUAGUACACAGAUGGUGAUCGUAUGUGCAAGGUUUGAGUAUCCCUUUAGCUGUUAAUCUGUAAAAUGAACACAAAGAGUACGACUAAUUAGUUUGAGUUAAGUGUCCCCUGGUAAAAGCACUUCAUUUGCGCAAUCAGAAAGGAACGAUCAGCAUUUGAAGAGUUGUAAGCACUUCUCAGUCCGCCCGUUCACAUAAUCAUCAUUUAAUGUGAGAAGUUUUCAUGUCGAGAAUAUCUGACAAUUUGCUUACAAUUUGUUAA
Neodiprion fabricii is the source of this 6066-nucleotide messenger RNA. RefSeq names its product neurotactin (gene Nrt). Lineage: Eukaryota; Metazoa; Arthropoda; Insecta; Hymenoptera; Diprionidae. The record is from RefSeq and is a predicted model, not a curated record. The transcript has 6 exons. Bases 234 to 2468 code for a protein of 744 amino acids.